CCACAGCAGUUGACAACUCAAAGAAAACAAAUAGACGGGCGAAACUUUGAUUGACAUUUCAAUUAAAUUACGGCCCAACUCGCUGUCGCUGUCGCUGGCGGGGAUGUUCCGAGUGCAGAAAGUUUUGCUCGCCGAAUACGAGGAGAUCUACGAGCCGGUGCUGGUGGAGAAUCCCUUCACCCUGGUGGACAUCCGCGGCGUGGGACUGCGCCAGUACCACAUAGGCCUCACCUGCAACCGCCUGCUCUUCGGCUGCGACAACUUCUCCAAGUACGGCGAUGAGCCGGGCUUCCUGGACCGCGGCCAGGACCCGGAGAUCGAGAGCUUCGAGCUGGUCAGCAUGCUGCCACUGCAGCUGAUCCGCUUCCACUUCUUCCGCAAGGCGACGCGCUGCCUCAUGAUGCUGAACAUUGUCCAGCCGCUGGGCAAGCCCCUGGCCAUUCUGGAGCACCCCAUGAUCUUCGAGUUCGGCGGCCACCUCUUCAAGCAGCACUUCUGGCACACGUGGCGCGAGCGGGUGGCCACCAUCCGGGUGAUGCAGCCGCUCUACGGCCAGAUCACCGGCGCCUCGCCCUUCUCCAGCACCGACGUCCAGCUGGACGAGGAGACCGUCUCGGUCCAGCUGCAUCCUCCGCCCAAAACCCCCUCCUCCUACAGCGCCUGCCAUGCGGGAGCAGGCGACUUCGGCUAGCCAUUCUGCCGGGGAUUUGGAGCCAGUUUCCAUUUUCUAUUAACGGAUUGGGCUUCGAGCUGCGAUUUGCCUGCCAUUCGGACAGCCGCCUGUUUAUUUAUUUAUAUUAAAAGCAAGCUGCUUUGGCCACCUUAAGAACCGCUAUUUUUGGUUGGCUAGAAAUAGCUUUGCAGCUGAGUCCUCGAACGC
Drosophila teissieri is the source of this 880-nucleotide messenger RNA. RefSeq lists its product as uncharacterized. The transcript has a single exon. The record is from RefSeq and is a predicted model, not a curated record. NCBI's taxonomy places the organism in Eukaryota, Metazoa, Arthropoda, Insecta, Diptera, Drosophilidae. Bases 104 to 691 code for a protein of 195 amino acids.